Mus musculus (house mouse) is the source of this 7240-nucleotide messenger RNA. RefSeq names its product TBC1 domain family, member 32 (gene Tbc1d32). The coding region runs from base 58 to 3948 and encodes 1296 amino acids. Gene Ontology annotation, biological process: retinal pigment epithelium development. The record is from RefSeq and is marked validated. Gene Ontology annotation, cellular component: cytoplasm; cilium. The transcript is spliced from 33 exons. NCBI's taxonomy places the organism in Eukaryota, Metazoa, Chordata, Mammalia, Rodentia, Muridae.
GUGCGCUUUGUUGGUGGCGACCCCGCGGUGGUUGCGGAGAUUUGACUGCUGCAAGGCAUGGCCCAUUUCUCCAGCGAGGAUGAGGUGAUGCUGCAGGCGAUGCUCCGGCAGCUGUUCCAGAGCGUGAAGGAGAAAAUCACCGGAGCUCCCUCCUUGGAGUGCGCAGAGGAGAUCCUCUUGCGGCUGGAGGAGACUGACGAAAAUUUUCACAACUAUGAAUUUGUGAAAUACCUCAGACAGCACAUAUGUAACAUGUUGGGGUCUAUGAUUGAAGAAGAAAUGGAAAAAUGCACAUCUGAUCAGAAUCAGGGGGAGGAUUCUGGCUAUGACACGGUUGUUCAGCAUGUUACCAAAAGAACGCAGGAAUCUAAAGAGUAUAAGGAAAUGAUGCAUUCCCUGAAGAACAUUAUGAUGGUGGUGGUCGAGGCGAUGAUCAACAAGUUUGAGGAAGACGAGACACGGAGUGAGGACAGGCAGAGGAAAAUGCAGAGUGGCAGCUGCUGCACAGACAACUGCUCCGACAGUGACUCCUCCUUCAAUCAGAGUUACAAAUUCUGUCAAGGGAAACUACGGUUGAUUUUAGACCAGUUGGAUCCUGGCCAACCUAAAGAGGUGAGAUAUGAAGCUUUACAAACAUUGUGCUCAGCUCCCCCAUCCGACGUCCUGAGCUGUGAGAACUGGACCACUCUCUGUGAAAAGCUGACCACAUCUCUGUCUGAUCCAGAUCCUAUGUUCACUGACCGGAUUUUAAAGUUCUACGCACAGACUUUUACCCUCUCACCGUUACAUAUGACCAAGGAGAUUUAUACAAGCUUAGCUAAAUAUCUGGAGGUAUAUUUUCUUUCUAGAGAAAAUCACCUUCCUACUCUUUCAACUGGAGUAGACAUAACCAGUCCCAAUGUGACCCGCUUACUGAAAAAGGUUCGCCUUCUGAAUGAGUACCAGAAAGAGGCUCCAUCUUUUUGGAUUCGUCACCCAGAGAAGUAUAUGGAGGAAAUUGUGGAGAGUACUCUGUCCUUGCUCUCAGUCAAACACGAGCAAAGCCACCUGGUGCCACAGAAGAUUUUGGAUCCCAUCUAUUUUUUCGCAUUAGUUGAUACUAAGGCUGUGUGGUUCAAAAAGUGGAUGCAUGCAUAUUACAGCAGAACUGCAGUACUGAGACUUCUUGAAAAGAAAUAUAAAUGUCUGAUAACUACAGCAGUUCAGCAAUGUGUUCAGUACUUGGAGUUAUGUGAAGCUAUGAAAGCUGAUGAAAUUCUGAGACAUCCAAAACAUUGUGGAACCAAGCAAAAGAGUUUCUACUAUUCAGGACAAGAAUUGCAAUAUAUUUAUUUCAUUCACUCACUGUGCCUUUUAGGAAGAUUGUUGAUCUAUACACAGGGCAGGAAAUUAUUCCCCAUAAAGCUGAAGAAUAGAAAAGAUUCAGUAUCCCUGACAAAUCUGCUGGUUUUGUUUACUCAACUUAUCUAUUAUUCACCAAGUUGUCCAAAGAUGACCUCCAUCAUGUGUUCAGAGAACUAUUCUCCUGCAAGUAUGGUGACUGACGUUCUGCGGAUGCUCUGCGACCAGAAAGAAUGUGCAGUCGAGUGCUUAUACAACAGCACAGUGACAGAGGCGCUUCUCCUGCCCAUUCAUAACCUGACGAAAGGAACUGCGGCUGCUCCAGAUUGCUCUGAGACAGCUCUAAUUCAUAUAGCUGAUAUUUUGGCAAGAAUCGCUUCUGUCGAGGAAGGACUCAUCUUACUUCUGUAUGGAGAAAAUAUGAACUCUUCUGAAGAAGAAAGUCUUACAGGUGCUCAUAUAAUAGCCAAGUUUUCAAAGAAACUUCUUGAAGAAGAUAUUUCUAUUUUUUCUGGAUCGGAAAUGUUGCCUGUAGUUAAAGGAGCUUUUAUUUCUGUGUGUCGUCAGAUCUACGGUACCUGCGAAGGCUUACAGGUGUUGCUUCCUUAUGGUUUACAUGAAUCCAUAGCAAAGGCAUGGAAGAAGACAAGCUUGCUAUCAGAAAGGAUCCCCACUCCAGUAGAGGGCUCUGAUUCUGUUUCCUCAGUGAGCCAGGUGUCUCCGAACAGUGUGGCUUGGGAAGACAAUUUGUUGGAUGAUUUACUGAAUUUUGCAGCCACCCCCAAAGGACUGCUGCUUCUUCAGAGAACAGGCGCCAUCAAUGAAUGUGUGACGUUUAUGCUCAGCCAGUAUGCAAAAAAGCCACAGGUCAACAGGCAGAAGAAGUUUGGCUAUGAAGUCUUGGUUGUACAGGUGGCAUCGACAGCAGCAGGUGCAGUGGCUCUACAGAAUUCAGGCUUUAUUAGUGCACUUAUAACUGAGUUAUGGUCCAACCUUGAAUGUGGAAGAGAUGAUGUAAGGCUAACUCAUCCCAGAGCUACCCCAGUGGACCCAAUUGACCGAAGCUGUCAGAAGUCCUUCCUUGCACUGGUGAACCUGCUGUCCUACCCUGCUGUGUAUGAGCUAACAGCCAAUCAGGAGCUUCCUAAUAAGGCAGAGUAUUCUCUUCGUGAAGUUCCCACAUGCAUCAUCGAUAUAAUGGAUAGGCUUAUUGUUUUGAACUCUGAAGCCAAGAUCCGGUCUUUACUGAAUUAUGAACAGUCGCACACCUUUGGUCUAAGGUUACUAAGUGUGGUGUGCUGUGAUCUGGAUGCGCUUCUCUUACUGGAGGCUCAGUAUCAAGUAUCUAACAUGUUAUUACAUGCUCAAGAAGAAAAUACCUUUGAGAUCUCUGAGAACCACAGGAACUUUAUAAUUGAUGGAUUAUCAGUAGAGAGAAAUCAUGUUCUCGUAAGGAUUAAUCUUAUUGGUGGUCCUUCAGAGCGGAUAUUGCCUCCAAGGAUGCUUGAGAAGGGGGAUGACCCAUAUCCUUGGCCAAUGUUUUCUUCAUAUCCAUUGCCACACUGCUAUCAGUCAGAAGGUCCACGAAGUGCUGAUCUAAAACAAGACAAUGAUAUUGGAAACCUGUUAUCAUGCUUCAAAAUGUCCGAUAAACAAACAGAGUGGAUAGAGAACUGCCGAAGACAGUUUUGUAAAACAAUGAAGUCCAAGCCUGAUGCAGUCCAUGGAAGUGCCUUAGGAGAACUACUGGAAAAAUUUGUGCUGCUUCUCACCGAAAACCCAUCUGAAUGUUACUUCCCUUCAGUGGAAUACACAGCUACUGAUGCAAAUGUGAAGAAUGAAAGUCUCUCAUCUGUGCAGCAGCUUGGCAUGAAAAUGACUGUCAGGUAUGGGAGGUUUCUCAAUUUGUUAAAAGAUGGUGCAGAAAAUGAGCUUGCUUUGGUCUUAAAGCAUUGUGAGAAAUUCCUGAAACAACAGCAGUCACCGGUCACUUCUUCUCUCCUGUGCCUGCAAGGGAACUACGCAGGCCAUGACUGGUUUGUGUCUUCUCUGUUCAUGAUAAUGCUGGGAGACAAAGGGAAGACCUUCCACUUUCUCCAGCAUUUCUCCAGGCUGCUGACCUCUGCCUUCCUUUGGGUGCCACGGCUGCAUAAUUCUAGGUACCUUCCUGUCGACACCCUAGGGACCGGCAUCCAUCCCAUCUACUUUUGCAGUGCUCACUACAUUGAAAUGCUGCUGAAGGCUGAGGUGCCGCUUGUGUUUUCGGCUUUCCACAUGUCUGGUUUUGCUCCAUCCCAGAUUUGCCUGCAGUGGAUAACUCAGUGUUUUUGGAAUUACUUAGAUUGGAUAGAAAUAUGCCACUAUAUUGCUACUUGUGUUGUCCUUGGUCCUGAUUAUCAAGUGUAUGUCUGCAUAGCCGUUCUCAAACAUCUGCAGCGAGAUAUUCUCCAGCAUACCCAGACUCAAGAUCUGCAAGUCUUUCUCAAAGAAGAAGCACUGCAUGGGUUUCGAGUGAGCAACUAUUUUGAAUACAUGGAGAAUUUGGAGCAAAACUACCGACCAGUGCUGCUGCGAGACAUGCGCAGCAUCAGAGUGCAGAACACAUAGAUCAGGAGAAGCACACUCCCAUUUUAUGUCCUAUUCAUUUGUAAAGGAGACAAAGCAACUUGAUGGUGUUCUGUCUACAUCUGUAAGAUCCUUUGUGCGUCCACGCACUGUAAAUCAGCACUGUGGGGUUGGGAACAGAAUAUAUUCAUCUUGUUGUUUGCUCAGUGUGUGGAACGAAGUGAGGUCAUUUGUGAAGUCCCUUGUUCUUUAAAUGUUUAGAAUCUGCUCUAGGUUAUACUUUUUAUUUUAUGUUUGGCUUACAAAGGGAUCAAAGACAUUAAUGUAAAACCUAAAUAUUUGAAACUACUAGAAGAAACACUCUUGAAAAAUAUGAACAUAGCCAAUGGCUUCUGAGUGAGAUCCCAAUAGCUGAGGAAAUAAAAGCAGGCAUAGAUAGAUUGUACAACAUACGUGUGAAAUAAAAGAAAGGGAAGCUAGGGUAUAAACCAUGUAAAAUCCUCGCCAAUUAUUCAACCAAUGAAGGAAUAAGAUUUAGAACAUGUGUUGAACUUAAUUACUAAAUAGUAAAAGACCAAAAAGACUCCAGUCAAAUGGGCAAAGAAAGGAGCAGGCCCUUCACACGAUGAAGUAGCCAUUGUAAACAAGCACAUGAAGCGAGGCUCUCUGCCGUUACCCACCUGGAGACUGCUCAUCCAAACUACUUCACUUCAUCAAGCAAACCAAUGCCAGUCAGAACUGGUGGGAGAAGAGGCUUAGAAGUUACUAGUGGCUAUGUGUAUUCAUCUAGCUACUAUGGGAAUCGGUGUGGAGGAGCCUCAAAAAGCUAAAACUUGACCUAGCCAUACAACUUACAUGACAUAAAUAAAUACAUAAAUAUCAGGUGGCAGUGGAUAUUUCUGCACAUCUUUGUUUUUCAUGACACUACUCACAAUAGCCAGGUUAUGGAAUAUGCCAAAGUAUUCAUGGUGCGUGAACACAAUAGGGAUUUACCCAGCCACAAAGAAUGAAAUUAAGCAUUUGCAGGAAAUUGGGAUCAGAGAUCAUGUUAGGUAAUAAAAGGCAGACACCUAAAGACAUGUACACAUGUUUUAUCUCCUUUGUGGAUGCUGUGGGAGGGGUAGUAAUAUAAAAGAAUUAGCAGUGGGAAAGAUACAGGGAUUAUAUGAAUGUAGUGGAGGUCUGAGGACCACAGACGUGGCUCAGUGGAUAAAGGCACUUGCCUCCAAGCCUGACAACUUGGUGUCAUUCCCUCAAAUCCGUGUGGUCAAAAAGGAGAACUGACUCUCAAGAGCUGACCUCUGACCUCCAGAUGCACAUGGUAGACGUGCCUGGAACCGUGAAGUAAAAUGUUUCUAAAAAUAGAAGUAAUGUGAGACACAGAAUCAAAGAAUAUUACAUGUGUGUUGGGAAUGUUAUGAAACCCUUUAUACAAUUAAUACAAGUUUUAAAUUAAAUGUCCCAGCACCUGUGUCAUUUCUAUUGUGGUAAUAUUUUUUCCUAAUGAUCUUGGGAAGAAGCAAUAUUUUUGGAAGGAGCAAGGAAGGAAGGAAGGGAGGAAGGAAGGAAGGAAAGAAGGGAAAGGGGGAGAAGGGACAAAAACCAGAGUACUAGAAAGAGUCUAUAGAGAUGGAACAAAAGCCUUCAUUUGUGUGUCUGUGCUGAAGGAAGAACACAGACAACAGCAUGGUUGCUUAUUUCUCCCAUGGAGAAACAAAGGAUCCUACUGGAACAUUGUCCUCACACCUGAUGGUCUUUCUAAGAGGCACUUUUAAUAUUGCUAUCACUUUCUGUUUUUUGUUUUUUUCACUUGAAAUAUAAAACUCAGCAUGGUUCAUUUAGAAGACGGAUUGACUCCCUUGUGUUGAUAAGCAUUCUGCUAUUAUUUUUUGGCAUUUCUUGGUGAUAGAUUUGAUCUGCACUGAACUUGAAAACAUUAAAAAGAAUAGAUUUUUAAAUUGAAAUGAUUCACACUAUGUUUUAUUUAAACAGAACUCUCUGUGUGUGCCCAUAAGAUUAACCUGGAAGGGCCUGUUUUUUCUUUUUUCUUCUUAUUUUGAGUAACUGUCCAUUUACUGUUUAAAAGCCAAUACCCAACAAGCUAUUAAUUUACCAAUUUCAGUUUUUAAAAAAAUCACAUGGGUUAUUAUGUAUUCUUAGCUUAUAUAACCAUACAUUUUAAACUAAUACUACUUUUUUCUUUCUUCUACCAAAAUGGACCAUGCCCAAUUUUAUUUUUGUCAGCAUGUGAGGCAACUGGUUCUGUAAAGAUUUAAAUUUAGGGACAUUUAGGCAUUUGAAGAAUGUUUCUUCCCAAAUAAGUUUUUGUACUGUCCAUGCCACCAUUUCCAGUAAUGGUGUUGUUAGAGGGCAUUGUAAAUUGGAGGAAGGUAGAUCGAACAAGUUAACUAGAUUCAGUGCACAUUGGCUCCUGCUGAGUGAGUGAAGUGGGCAAUGGCCCUAACAAGUUCGCUGUCUGCAGAGUACCUCUGUGGAGCCAGAGUACAUGCUGAAGGUUCCAACGCCCUGUACUCCAGAGUGAUGCCCUUAGUGCUUAGAAGCCAGAACUUUUUCUCAUCGGAAAGCUCUAAAGAGAGAAACACAUCAUUGGCGACAGAUGGCUUUCGUUGGAAAUUCAGGAAAUAUCUAUAUUAUGACAAUUACAUCUUGCAAAAAGUGAUGUCAUCUGGUUCUGAUUUUCCUUUGAUAAAUUAGAAACUAGACAUGGUGGUUCACAUUGGUGAUCCCAAUGCUCCCGAAACAGAAGCAGUCCAUCAAUGCAAUGUACAGGCCAAGUAGGACUUCAUAGUAAAGCCCUAUCUCAAAAAAGGAAAGUAAGUACAAAUAAUAAAUUAGUAAGUAAAAAUGAACUAAAGUAAUAAGAGUGGGCAAGAUGUCUCAACAGAUAAAGAUGUCUAGUGUCAAACCUAGGAGCUAGAGUUUGAUGCCUAUCACCUACACAGUAGCAGAACAACACCUAGUUGCCCCUCACCCUCCACAACAGUCCUCAACCAAAGACAAUGUAAUAUUUAAAAAAUAAAAUAAAAAUCAAGAAACAAAAAACAAUCAAAACGUAAAAAUAAAUAAUAAAUGUCUUAGGAAGAAUGACUUACAUUGGUUUCAUGGAAGUAAACAUAAAACAGAGUUUGUGCAGCUACCCUUGUAAUUUGUGAUUCCAUUUAUUUUGAGAAUAAUGGCCUUAAAGAAUACUUUCCUGCCUCUAUUGUGUAAUUAAAGAGUCUGGACUCUUAGAACAGACUUUGUCUCUUAUUUGUGAAGAUCUAGUUCAUAUGUUUUACAGAAUUUAAUGAUAAAUAAAAUUUUAUGAUAUAAA